AUUCAGACAACCUGCUAUACGUGAAAAAUGGCUUCUUGAGUUGCCACGGCUAUACCAAUUUUGAGUGCCCUGAGGUGGACGAACCGUUCUAAAACAUACCUGUGUUCGACAUUUCGCAACGAUCAAAGUAAUAACUAGGUGCCUAACUGCUAGUAAUGCUGAAGCCUUAACUUCUCAAUAUCAUUUUCGUGCCAACUCUUCUUGUACUUUUUAAGCCUCAUAGAUUUCCACGUUUGUUAAUGAUAUUGGACCGUUCCGGCAACCGCAGCCCUCGACAAGGAAGAUUAUAGGUACCUAGACCUACCAAGUAAUUUUUAAAAGAUCGUUAAGUAAUUAGGUUAGGUACAGGUAGGUAGGCUUUCCGUGAAACGGACAUAGAAUAAUAUGCUCGGACCGGCCCGGACUUCAGUGGGUCUGUCGGCUGGACCUAGAACUGGCCGAAAUUAACAUCACCGCUUAACAUCCUUUGCUAAUACCUGUACCUGCAUAGUAGGUACUUUUUUACACUUUGCCGUUCUAUCUAACGCUCGCAACAAUUUACUGCUCCUUUAUGAUUCUCGAGUACCUACUAUAUGUACUAAAAUGUCACUCCAAGAUCGAAUGAUGCAAUAUGAAUCUGUAUUCGAUUCGAAGUUGCCGAUCUCAUCUCCGAUCGUUCUGCAUCUGGAUGGCCACUGCUUCUCACGCCUCGCGGCCCAAACAUGCUUCCAGGGGCCUUUCGACCAACGCAUCCAUGAUGCCAUGGUCGCUACUUGCUCUGACCUUUUACUAAACAUGUUCCCUAAUUCUACCGUCGCCUACACACAAUCCGACGAAAUCACUUUGGUGUUUCCUAAAGGCAACUCCGAGCUCUUUGCCCGACCUGUACAGAAGCUCGCUGCUCUGGCUGCUGGUUAUUGCAGCGUACGAUUCAAUGCGCACCUUUCAGCUUUCUUAACCCCAGAUCUCGGAGGUCGACUUCAAGGCGGGGUCGAGUUGCUUGGUACCGUUUAUUUUGACGCACGGUUUUUUACCGUGCCAAGCAUCGAGGAAGCCCUCAACUAUCUGCUUUGGCGGCGUUCUGGUCAUGCGGUACCGAACUGCAUCAAUGCGCUUGCAGGUACGCUUUUUGAUCAAAGCGAUAUACGUAACAAGGCUUGCGAAGAACUGGUGGAGAUGAUGCGUCGCGAGAAGAAUGUCGUCUACGAAGAAGCUGUGCCUAGAUGGGCAGUCGAGGGAUGUCUCGUGAAGAGGGAGUUAUGUCGCUACGAGCACCCGCACGCUCAAACAGGCCAGGCGGAUGAAGCGUCCGUGAUGACUAGUCAUACGAGAGUAGAAGAGAGGGGGGUUAGAGAGUGCACCACGGAGAAUAUACGGCUGGUAGAAGAAAAUUAUUGGAAUGAUAUUGAUUCCUCUUCACUUCCUAGACGGAUAGUUCCCGUUAUGGUUGACAACGGCGGUGUUUCCACGGCAAAUACGACUGUCUUCGGCCCCAACGUGUACGUCUUCGAUCCGGCGAUGCCAGCAGCUGACGUUCAAGAUAAAGUAACGGCCAUAUUCAAGCAGAUGGAAGCUAACGAGUUCGGCACGGAGAGAUACGCACUUCUUUUCAAGCCAGGUAUCUACAAGAUAUUAUUCGACGUGGGCUUCUACACUCAGGUUGCGGGGCUCGGUCAAAAUCCGGACGAUGUCUUGAUCGACGGCGGUGCCAAUGUGCCAGCUUACUGGAUGCCGAACCGCAACGCUACAUGCAACUUUUGGCGAGCAUUCGAGAAUUUUUCCGUAAACGCCUCGGCGGCAACCAAUCAUACUACGACGAUUGCCGUGUCACAAGCCGCGCCUCUUCGACGUAUGCAUGUGCGGAGCUCUAAUGGCCUUUGGCUAUUUCAGGUCGACCCGGGCACGGGAGCCGGAGGUUGGGCUUCGGGAGGGUUCAUGGCCGAUUCGGUAGUCGACAACCAGGUACUUCCCGGCUCGCAGCAGCAAUGGCUAUCGCGGAAUAAUCAAUAUGGCAGCUGGGCCAACGCCGUGUGGAACAUGGUAUUCGUAGGCGACUCCAAUGCGCCCAGCCAAGAUAACUUCCCAGCUUCCGCAUAUACUACUGUGGACCAAACACCGAUCAUCAGGGAGAAGCCUUUCCUUUAUAUCACUGCCCAGGGAAACUAUGAAGUUUUCGUACCUGCGUUGCAAACUAACACAAAAGGGCCCAGCUGGGCGAAUGGGUCCACAACUCCUGGCGUGUCUAUCCCUAUUGAUCGAUUCUACAUUGCCCAACCCUUCACGUCCAGUGCCGCAAGUAUCAACUCGGCCUUGGAUUCCGGGAAGCACAUCAUCUUUACUCCAGGUAUUUACAAACUCGACAGCGCCUUACGCGUUUCGCGGUCGGGUACUAUCGUCCUCGGGCUAGGUCUACCCUCGCUUAUCCCAGUCUGCGGCCAACCGGCCCUAGCUGUUGAAGACGUGGACGGUGUGACACUUGCGGGUCUCAUAAUUGACGCAGGCGAGAUCAGUUCACCUACCCUCGUUGAGGUCGGGCCGUCGAAUAGUUCGGCCAAUCACGGGUCAAACCCGACGUUCCUCUACGACUUGACGAUACGGACGGCCGGCCACAGCAGAAAUGAGGUUGGUAUUACGAUCAACAGCCGUAACGUCGUCGGUGACCAGUUGUGGCUGUGGCGCGCGGAUCACGGCGACGGCGCAGCCUGGGACGUUAAUCCCACGAGCAACGGCGUGGUGGUUAACGGCGACGACGUUACUAUAUACGGUCUAUUCAACGAGCACCACAAAAAAUUUCAGACGGUCUGGAACGGAAACAAUGGCCGACUCUACUUUUAUCAAUCAGAGAUUCCUUAUGAUCCACCGAACCAAGAGUCCUGGAUGAGUAAAGACGGGAAGGCUAAUGGGUUCGCCUCGUACAAAGUUGCUGAUGACGUUACUAACCACGAAGCAUGGGGGCUAGGCAUCUACUCUUACUUCCGGGAUUCACCUACAAAGCUGGAGAACGCCAUCGAAGUUCCGGAAACCGAGGGCGUCAGGUUGCAUCACAUGACCAUUGUGUGGUUGAACGGAGUGUCCGGUAGUGAGAUUACUCAUAUCGUUAACGGAGUUGGCGGUCGGGUUUAUGCAAACCAGCCCGAGUCUGCUAUGCGCCAAACCUUGAACGAGUUUUCAGGCGGUAGAAGAUGAUGAUUUGAAGUUGAGCCAUCCAACGAGCUCUUCCGAUGGUUUCGGAGAAGCUAGUUUUAGGCUCGCCUCUGUUCAGCAAGGGUUAAAAUUCGAAUUAACUAGUUGAUGUCUACUAGGUUAGUCACUGAUGGCUCUAGCAUUGGUUAUAACUUAGCAGCAUCUAGAUAUUUCGUCAGUUUAGCUCUUGGUCACGUCAGUUCCGCACGAACAUGCAGCGGAUAAGCAUAACCAA
Molecule: messenger RNA, 3397 nt
Organism: Daldinia caldariorum
Lineage: Eukaryota; Fungi; Ascomycota; Sordariomycetes; Xylariales; Hypoxylaceae
Product: glycoside hydrolase family 55 protein
Exons: 1
Coding region: 583-3165 (860 amino acids)
Biological process (GO): tRNA modification
Molecular function (GO): tRNA guanylyltransferase activity; magnesium ion binding
Source: RefSeq, a predicted model, not a curated record